Messenger RNA from Closterium sp. Naga37s-1, 801 nucleotides. The record is from the annotation of a GenBank genome assembly. Lineage: Eukaryota; Viridiplantae; Streptophyta; Zygnematophyceae; Desmidiales; Closteriaceae.
AUGCUCUGCCCCGUGGUCCUGUGCUGUCCCGUGUUGCCCGUACUUCCCCGUGCUUGCCCCGUGCCCGUGCCCGUGCUGUCUGCCCGUGUUCCAUGUGCUUCUGCUUGUGCUCUACCCGUGCUGUUUGUUCCCGUGCGUGCCCCACCUGUACCAUCCGCGCUGUCAGUGCCCGUGCUGCCCCGUUCUGCCCGUGCUACCCCGUGCUCCUGUGCUGCCCCCGUGUUCCCAUGCUGCCCCCGUGCUGCCCCCGUGCUGCCCCCAUGCUGCCCCCGUGCUCCCGUGCUGCCCCCGUGUUCCCAUGCUGCCCACGUGCUGCCCCCGUGCUCCCGUGCUGCCCCCGUGCUCCCGUGCUGCCCCGCUCUCCCCGUGCUGCCCCGUUCAGCCCUUGUGCUGCCUCGUUCUGCCUGUGCUGCCCCGUUGUCCCCGUGUUGCCCCGUUCUGCCCGUGUUGCCCCGUUCUGCCCGUGUUGCCCCGUUCAGCCCGUGUCCUGCCCCGUUCAGGCCGUGUCCUGCCCCGUUCUGCCCGUGUUGCCUCGUUCAGCCCUUCUCGCUCGUGCCCCACCCGGUCUGUGCUGCCCGGUCUCGUGCUGCCCGUCACCCCCGUGCGGCCCGUCCCGUACAGCACCUAGUUGCUACCCGAACCCGCUACCCGUACCCGUGCUCCUCGCACACCGUGCACCAGCUGCGGGGCGUUCAACUGCAGCCGAGAACCUGUUCCACCGUGGUGGUUCAGAUGCUGCUUGGUGGUUGCUGCUUGUCAGCUUCAGAGGGGGCCCCUUGCUGGUGUUCCCACGCCCUGUAA